Messenger RNA from Pecten maximus, 7027 nucleotides. RefSeq names its product ras-related protein Rab-10-like. Gene Ontology annotation, biological process: cellular response to insulin stimulus. NCBI's taxonomy places the organism in Eukaryota, Metazoa, Mollusca, Bivalvia, Pectinida, Pectinidae. The transcript has 6 exons. Bases 237 to 839 code for a protein of 200 amino acids. The record is from RefSeq and is a predicted model, not a curated record. Gene Ontology annotation, cellular component: insulin-responsive compartment; recycling endosome; Golgi apparatus. Gene Ontology annotation, molecular function: GTPase activity; GTP binding.
AACCCGUAUAAGGAAGUGACGUGAUUCGAGGCGACUGAUGAAGUCUGCCGAUUAUUGAUCUGAUAUAAUAUCCAGAAAUAGAAAUUAGAUUGUCAAUUUAUCCAAGAUUGACACAGGAAAUGACAGAGAUUCGAGGACUGUCGAAGUUAAAGUAGAGGAGGUUCAAAGGAAAGAGUAAUCUUCUUGCUCUUAACUUAAUCGGACUCCGCCAUUUUGUGUUAUUUGAAAAGUCUGAGAUGGCCAAAAAGACAUAUGAUCUGUUGUUCAAAUUGCUUCUGAUCGGAGAUUCAGGCGUAGGCAAAACUUGUCUUCUUUUUCGUUUUUCUGAUGAUGCUUUUAAUACAACAUUUAUCUCCACAAUAGGUAUCGACUUUAAGAUAAAGACGGUAGAAUUAGGAGGCAAGAAGAUAAAACUGCAAAUAUGGGACACGGCUGGACAGGAGCGUUUCCACACCAUCACCACUUCUUACUACCGUGGAGCUAUGGGCAUCAUGCUAGUCUAUGACAUCACUAAUACAAAGUCUUUCGAAAAUAUAUCCAAGUGGUUAAGGAACAUUGAUGAGCAUGCCAAUGAAGAUGUAGAAAAAAUGAUCUUAGGUAAUAAAUGUGACAUGGAGAACAAACGUCAAGUGUCAAAGGACCGUGGAGAGUCGAUUGCAAAGGAACACUCAAUACCCUUCUUAGAAACGAGUGCAAAAGCUAAUAUAAAUGUGGAAAAAGCAUUUAUGGAUUUAGCCAAUGCAAUAUUACUGAAGACACCAGGUAGAGAUUCGGAACCCAAGGGAGAGACCCUCACAGGUGGUUCAAAACAAGAAAAGAAAAAUUGCUGUUCAACAUAGUGAUAUGUUGGGUAACUUUCAAAGACAAUUUUCUUUGCUGACUGUUUGUCCCUUCUCCUCUCCCUCCCUUGUAGAAGGGAGCAACAAAUGGAUCCGACCAUUGGUUCUCCCCGUUCUUCCUCCUCGUAGAUGGGAUUGACAGAUGGACCUGGACUUUUCCACAGAAACACAGAUUCAUAUGCUGCUUCCUUACAUUGAAGCAGAUCUAGUCGUGCGGUUUCUUGGAGUUUUCUGCACCAGACCUUUAUCCCAUCGUUUCCUUAGUACAGAAAAGGUUCUUUUUAAAAAACCUUGAAAUAAAAAAUGCUUUCAUUAAUUAAUUGCUAUUCAAGAUUACCAUAAGAUAUGUUGAUUUUUAAAAAAUUACGUUGAGUAAACAUUUCUGUUUUCUGCGGGAAAAUUAUCUACUCAAUUAUUUGGAUAAUUUCUCUCCUACUCGGAUUCAUGGAAUGAUACAAGUAAUUUAAUGCACUGGCAUAAAUGUGCUUUUUCAUCACAUCAGGCUGGUAUGAAAUGAAAGCUUUAUCAUCAAAUUUACCCCUCUGUAUACGUAUACCACUGAUUGUUCAGAAUGAACUUUGGCACCUAAUUCAUAAUGAUGUAAUAUAGUCUUUCGUUGAAAUUUAAGGUAUGAAGAACUGAUUUUAUGAAUUAUUCAGAUUGCCAAAAUGAGAUGUAUAAUAAUUCAAGCUUGUUAUAAGCUGUGAUCAGGUGUGUAUCCUUCCCAUCCUAUGUACUUCCUAACAGAAUCAACCUAUCAGCCCAGUGACAUUCUCAGAACAGUUUGCUGCCAGUAUGUUUUUACUGAUGUAACAAUGGAGUUAAAAGACACUAAUAGUGUUUGGUCAGUAUUGAUUAGUGGAAAGACAAAAUAUUCCUCAAAGAUUUCAUUUACAGUUCAAGUUUAAGGAAGAGUUCAAUUUGACAUAGUAAAACCUUUGCUCUGCAUAUUUUCUGUACACAUUUAUUGCAUUUUCACUGAAUAUUCUCACAUUGUAACCAAUGGUGUAAAGCUAAAUGCACCUGUGGAAUUGUGUGGAGUUGUUUACUAGAAAAUUGUAAACUUAAUUAACUCAAACAAUAUUUUAACUUAAAUUAUCUUGACCUGUACAUUUUGAAAAUGUCACUAUUACCCUUCAAUUUCAAUCGACAUUUAAGGUAACAACAGCUCAUAAAGAAAAAUCUGAUUUUAAAAAUUUAAUCUUAAAAUGGAAAGAGAUUGUAUGAUUUUGGGGGUAAGCACCUCAAUUAACUGUCUGUAACAGGUAGUAACCAUUGGCCAUGUGAACUCUAAUGCUGUGUUACCAGGAUGUUUUAAUACGGCUUGCUGUCUAUAUUGUUGUACAAACACUUGAGAGAAAGUGAUUGUGAUUGCAAGGACAUAACACAAAAGCUAGCAGCCAUGAAAUGAUAUGCUUGUCAAUGUUUUUGCCGCUUAAAAACAGUUUUUUAAUGUGAGUUCUGCACUCGAUAACACAAAGAUAAAAAUUUCAGCAAUUGAAAUGAUCAUUAUCUAUUAGUUUUAACAUUCCUUUUAAGUUGAAGAAAUUUAACAGGUCAGUGGUAAAAUCUUUUCAGUAGAUUGUAUAACUUCACCUGCAUCUAAGAAUAAUUGUUGAAAAUUAUACAUAUUCACAGUCCCAAUUGAAAGUGUUGUAUUUCUUUUGUUUUCACACUUUAUUGUCUGAUCAUAGAUGGUGUCAAACCAUGUUCAUUUCAGGCUGUGCUCCAAAGUCACACAUCAAGGUCAAUUAUACUAAUGUGUACCCUUCUAAUGCACUGUUCUGAGGUCAGAAGUCAUGGUCAAAGAUCUGUCAUAUAUAUAGACUCCACUCCUGGGACUUAAUUAGUGUUCAAAUCUCUGGUCCUGCUUCAAGGUCACACAAGCUGAGACAUUUCAAAGAUGAAGGCAAUGUUUAUGAUUUUUAUUGUGAGAAAUAAUGUUUGUGGUAAUUUGUUAAUAACAUGAUCAGAUUGGUUCUUCAUCAGUCCUUCACUUUAGAACUUUUGAAAAUUAUUUAAUAUUUAUGGCAUAGAACUUCCAUUGCAAGGAUUGAUUUAAAAAAAAUAAUAGAUCAUUCCAUAUCCUAGUAGACUAUUCAUCAAUAAUGCAUGUUGACCUCCUUUAAAUGAGGAAGCCAGAAGCAUUACUUACAAUAAUAAGGUUGGAAAUCCUUAUCCAGUGAUCCUGCCUGGAAACUUCAAAGUUCCCGAAUAGAGAGUUAUUUCCCUUUAGCUCAGAGUGAUAGGUCGUGUCCAAUUUGAAUGAGGAAGCUGCUUUCCUUGUGAAACACAUUUAUGUGCAAGAGAUAGAGAGUUGUCUCCCAUGUGUAACAGAUGUUAAUAUUGUCCCAUGUGUAACUGAGAGUUACGUUGAGAGUUGGCUCCCAUAUCCCCUUCGAAGGAGAUUAGAGAGAUACAGUUGCCUCCCUCUUGUAUCCUUGUGUAGUGCUAAUUCAGUAGUGCAAUCACGCGGCACUUAAUCUGCAACAGUAUUGAUAUACAUUGCUGUUAAUGGUGAAGUUUCUGUCCAAUGUAUCUGUACAUUUAUUCAAGUCCUGAGUUUACAUGUGUUUUGUUAAACCUGUAAAACUGUACAUGGUAUUACAUUUGAAUUAGAAGAGUGCCAAUGUUGGUCACAUUCAUAAUAAGACAGAGAAAAGAAGUCUUUUUGUUAUUAUUGUUUGUUUUUAAGCUGUAUUGUAUAACAGACUUUUAAUUGUACACAAUAUUAAUUUAUAUGAAAGUAGAACUAAUCGCAUGCAGUAGUAUGUAAGCUAUGACACUGUAAGUAAGCUAUGACACUGUAAGUAAGCCUUGACAGUAAGUAGGAUGAUGUACCUUUACAGUGAUGUUAUGUUCCUUAUACCUGCUGCUGUAUAUUCAUGAUAGUAAUUUACUUUGUACAAUGUACAUGUGUCAGAGUGCAAUUUCUUUGUGUUGAAUGACAAAAUGAAUUAACAUUUCAGUAACAUGCCCCAAUUUCUCAAAUAUUGUGUUAUAUUCAGACUUAACUUAUUCAAACAUUAUUCUUUCGAAUCAGAAUUUUCUUGUUGAUUUCUUCAAUUGGCAAUCUUUCGAGCUAUGCUUGCCAGUCUAUUGUUGAUGGUGGCAUCUUCAGACACUACCUGGCCUCUUUUAACGUGUGCUUAAUUUGUACAUGAAUUUGGACUUUAUUCCGUAUGAAGUUAUUGAUUCAAAUAUCAUCAGAAUUGUCUUUAUGUGUGGAGUAGCAUUAUCACAUUUGAAGUGAUUUCAGUUGGCUCUCAUAGUCAUUAUUAAUGCCAGCUGAAUUCACAUAUUCAACAUGAAACGAAAGGAACUUUCAUGAAAUUUGUCAUUUCAAGAUUGCAUUUAUAUUGAUGAAUGCUACAUGAAAACAUGUCUGUCUUUAAAUUGGUCAAUGUGCAACAAGAAAUAAAUCAUUUGGGGAAAAUUUGAGGAUGAUAACAACUUUUGAUAAAUCAGGGUUUUAGUUUUCAUACUUUAGUACUACUGGGUCCUCCUAUAUAACAUUCUUAACUUUUGAAUUAUUGGAUCUGUCAUUUUUUAUACCAUCUAGCCCAAACAGUUUUGAUUUUAUUGCAGACCAUAUUGACUAGAAUAACAAAUGGUACUAAAGGUUCACUUUCAUCAAUAAUUUCACUAGUAGGAUAUCAUUUACUUGUUUGACAACAAUUGCAAGAGAAACCCUCUUCACAUGUUAAUGAACCAAAAGUUUAAAAAAAAGCUUGCUGCUUUAAAAAUAAAAUAUUCUUAAAUAGAAGAUUGUGGUUAUUAUCUGGCAAACCCAGCUUUGUAUCUAAUUCCAAGAAACCAUUUCUGUCUGAUUGAACCAGUAUUUCUAGAUAUAUGUAGCACAACUAGACUGUACAUACCGUGCCUAUAUUAAGAUUGUUGUCUGCCAUUUCACAAUUUGGACCAGUUCAGUUUUAUAAGGAGAAUUGUAGGGUCGCUUCUUUAUGAUUGACACUACCGUAAAUGAAUCCUGUUUUAAAUAAUACAGUAUUUCAAAUUAUGUUUGCAAUCUUUCUUUUAAUAACAUACACAAAUUUCAGUGGCUGAUUGCUACCAAUUAGGCUGUCAAAAUAUAUAAUUUUAGAAUGUGUUGUUAUUCUGUAUUGAUUUAAGUCAGUCUUCUGUCAAAAAUCAGAUAGGUAAACGAUAAAGUUAUUACAAUGUAAAUAUCCAGCUGUGAAAUGUUUCAAUCAUGUAUGAAAACAUUAUGAACUACUGAUUUACUCCUGUUUAUAUUUUCUUUGUGGUACAUGUUUUCCAUGUACGGGUACACAGGUGACUGAAUGUAUGCUUGUUGUGUAUUGUCACUCCCAUUUACGACAUGAAAUGAUAUAACUGUAUUUCUCAUAUAUUGAUACAUAAAGUUUACAAGUGUUAGUAUGAAUGCAUGAGUGAUGCUUUUAAAAACCUCACCUCUUUCCCCCGAUAUCUGGUAAUGUCCCAUUUUUUUUCAACAGCAAUGCUGGUUUGUCUGACGCUGUCUGGGGAUAUGGUGUUUUGUUUGUGCUUAAAUUUGUGAACGGCUUGGUAAAAUUCCUCUUAUAGAAUUUAGAAUGUAACAGGAACAUGAACGUAUGUAUCGAGAACUAGAACCAUUUCUUUUUGUUUUCAUUUUUUGUUUAUGAUAGUUAUAAUUCAAUAUUUUGUUGACAUAAGUUAUCCACCACUUGAAGGUUUAUGAAACAAUGUAAUUACAGUAAUUCAUAAAAAUAACCUGAUGGAGGUAGGAAGUUAAUAGCCCCAAUAUUCGUAACUUGAGAGAAAUUAAAACAAACAUAUAACAAAGACAUACAAUUUAUUUAUAGCCAAACCUGGCUAUCUCAAAAUCAGUGGGGUCAUGAAAAAUUUAGAUAACCCGAGUAUUUGAAAAAAAAACCGGUAUGUUUUAUAUGAAUUUGUGUUGUCAGAACUGAGUUUUUACUUCCAAGUUCAGCAGAUUCUUCGCAUUAUCAGAAUUCUACAUAACAAAGUUUGAGUUUACUUUACAUCAGAAGAAGAUGCCAAGUAUUUUGUAUGUUGGUAUCGAUAAAACAGAGGCUUAAGUGUCAUCAAAUGUAAACUGUCCGCUGAAUUGUGAGCAUUACAAGAUUGGAAAAAAUUUGCUUAUAUUUCGUUCAUUAUGUAAGAUAAUUAAUCAAUUUCCUUUGGUUUGUUGUGGAUAAUUAAUCCUUUUCACAGGUAACUUGAUUAUUUAUAGAAUAGUCAAUACAGUUCUAUUUUGUCUAAAUUUCCCACUUGUCAUGCUACAUUUAUAGACAAAUAGACCCAUCACCCACACCCCGAGAUUUUCAUAUAGUCUGUCUGUAAUUUGAAAUAUCCCUAUAUUCAAAUUCAGUAAUUAAAAGGUGUAAUUUAAACACGAUACAUGUUAAAGUCUUACAGAUGUUUUAAAAAAUUAAUUUAUGUCCAAAAUCUAACAUUGUUUUGUAACGUUUACCAGGGUUCUCGUUAUAAGUGCCAUACCUGAUGCAAUAUUGGCAUCCGGGAUGGCACUUAUAACGAGAUCAGGUUAUGAUGUGAUUUCCUGCAUUUUUCACUUAUUCCAUACAAAAAAAUUGACUUAUGAUAUUCCCUACAAAAAUUCUCGAGUUACAUUAAUAUUUUCAUGAGAGCUACAAAAAAGAUAGUAUGGUGAAUAAUCAUUGUUUGUGAUGAGAAAAUUUCUGGAUGAUGAAAAUGCACCAAAGUUACGUAUAUUGGGACUCCCAACAACAUAUAUAUAUAUAUAUAUAUUGAUACUUUUCAUCUGGUCUGUUAUAAACUACAUCUUUAGUUUAUUAAGUACUUGUUACAUUGGUUCAUUACAGAGAAAGUUUGUUCUGGGAUCAUUGAACUGUUUUUUCCCGAAGUGAAUAGACCAAUAUUAUUUUAUAUAACCAUAUAUAUAUCUAUAUCCAGUGUGUAUUAAUAUGGCUAUGUGGAGCCUUUUAAGGGCGCUACAUCGUCUUAUAUUGUGUUGCUCAUUGGAUGUGUGUAAAAGGUGUCUAGAAUUUCUGGACUUGUCCAAGCUAAAAUAAUAUUUUACAUGAUGUAGCUUCUAAUCAGAUAAUGUAGAUUACAAAUUAUUAUUUAAGUGUACAACAUGUAUCAGCCUAAAUAUCAUGCAUUCACGCAUCAAAUCAGUAUGUAUACACUGAGUCAUAAGAGGAAUAAAGGAAUUCUAAUUCUUA